Molecule: messenger RNA, 951 nt
Organism: Pollicipes pollicipes
Lineage: Eukaryota; Metazoa; Arthropoda; Thecostraca; Pollicipedomorpha; Pollicipedidae
Exons: 6
Coding region: 1-951 (316 amino acids)
Source: RefSeq, a predicted model, not a curated record
AUGUCCCGCUUGACCUACCCGGACUGCGAGAGCCCGGUGUUCCUGCGGUUGCGGAGCGAGGUGGAGCUGACGACCGAGCUGCAGGGCGUGCGGCUAGCGCUGGAGCACGCGCCCGUCGAGCCCUGUCCGCUCGCGUCGGCCGUGGCCGACUCGGCACCCAUCAUCACGAGUUGGAAGCUCGCCUCCUCGGAGUCGGCUUGCGCCGAGCGGCGUCAGCCGCCAGGCGGAGCAGAGGCGACGCCAGGGCAGCUGGACGGGGGUGCGAAGGCGGUGCAAAGGUUGGCGGGGAGUUGUGCGGGGGCGGUGCGAGAGACGGCUGACUGCGGCGGAGAAGCGACGCAAGAGCCGGUGGACGGUGGUGCGGGGGCGGUGACGGAUCCGGAUGCAGGUGGAACAGAGGCGAUGCGAGAGUCGGUUUGUGACGACCCGGAGGCAUUGCCAGAGUUGACGGGCGGCGGCGAAGGCACGGGUCAUCGUCCGGUGGGCGAUGGCGCAGAGCCGGUGCCAGGGCCGGUGGGUGGUGGAGCUGGACCGACGACGCCGACCCCGGACGGUGACGUCGGUGAGCUCCGGCCGGACGCCAGCUCUCCGCCGGAGCAGGACAGUGAGCUACGGCGGACCAUUGGCCGGCUGGCGCUGCGGGCGCUCAGCUCCGACUCGACCCUGUACCAGGUCAUCAGUCUGGUGGAGACGCACGGUGUCACUCUGCCCACGGGUGCCGCCCACCCCGAGUCGGUGAACGCUGGCUACGCGGCCUUCUAUGACUUGGCGCUGACCUCGCCUUGCCGUGAUUUGUUUAUGAGGGCUGCCACAUCGCUACAAGAGGACGUCUCUCUGAAGUCCACCAUGCCGGCCGGGCUGGAGACGCUAGCCGGGGUCGUGCGCCACUGGCUGUCGGUGCCGUCUGAGGCGGCGUUGCUGGCGCCUGACCUGGCGUGGGGACUCACAUGA